Molecule: messenger RNA, 14002 nt
Organism: Platichthys flesus (European flounder)
Lineage: Eukaryota; Metazoa; Chordata; Actinopteri; Pleuronectiformes; Pleuronectidae
Gene: zbtb20
Product: zinc finger and BTB domain containing 20
Exons: 4
Coding region: 420-2462 (680 amino acids)
Biological process (GO): regulation of immune system process; regulation of cytokine production; negative regulation of transcription by RNA polymerase II
Molecular function (GO): protein binding
Source: RefSeq, a predicted model, not a curated record
AAAUGGGAGGGCACACUUGAACCGAGCUGCUCUAUGAAGGUAGGCUGCAGCGUGUGUUUAUUGAUGAGAUGAAAAGAAGAUGGAAGUGAGAAAUGAAACAAAGUAAAGGAACACAUUUCAAAUCAUCACAAUAACAUCCACAAAUAAUAAAGUGCAACAGCUCUUCGUCGGGGGAGGACAAUAAAAAAAGAAAAAGACGCAAGGGGAGCCGUGGAAACGCUGUCGCCACUUUUUCAACGUGCUUCGAAGUGCAGAGCAACACAGGAUUUGGACAGAGAGGACUGAGAGCCUUGCCCAGCACCCGGCCUCUGAUCAGCCAUCUCCACCAGCAAACUGAAGCUUGACCCGCACUUCAUCACCAGCCACACAAGCAUCUUCGUAACAAAACGUCAUCUGACUGUGACAUCAGUUGCAAGGGGAUGACCGAGCGCAUUCAUAACAUCAAUCUCCACAACUUCAGCAAUUCUGUACUUGAGACCCUCAAUGAGCAGCGCAACCGUGGGCACUUCUGUGACGUGACUGUUCGGAUCCAUGGAAGUAUGCUGCGAGCUCACCGGUGCGUGCUGGCCGCUGGAAGCCCCUUCUUUCAGGACAAGCUGCUCUUGGGCUACAGCGACAUUGAGAUCCCUUCUGUGGUCUCGGUGCAAUCCAUCCAAAAGCUGAUUGACUUUAUGUACAGUGGGAUCCUGCGGGUGUCUCAGUCAGAGGCCCUGCAGAUCCUUACUGCUGCCAGCAUCCUACAGAUCAAGACCGUCAUCGAUGAGUGCACCCGCAUCGUGUCCCAGAAUGUGGGCCUGGCCGGGCCAGGGGGGUUUGCUGUUAUGCCAGGAGACUCUGGUCAGGAAACACCCCGCGGCACGCCGGAGUCAGGCACCUCUGGGCCCAGCAGCGACGCAGAGUCAGGCUAUAUGCAAGCAACAUCCCAGCAAAGCAUGGAUCGUGCAUACACAUCACUGUACACCUACCCUGGCCUCCCUCUGCAGAACGGCACCCGCGAGCGCCCCCCUUAUAAUAACCCUCUGUCGACAAACUACGAUUCAACUCUCAGCAAUCAGAAGGACCACCAGUCUCAAGAUCCGCCCUGGAUAAACCGACUCCAGGAGAGGUCUCAGCAGGGCGAUCGCUUCAUCACAGGAGAGUCCACUCACUGCCGCAAACAAACCCGACCGUCACGCUUACCGGUCGGGGUUACAACAGGAGGGAUGCACAUAAAGCAGGAGGCCGAAGAUGAGUACAGCUGCUACGGGGACUGCCAAGACGACACUGACCAUACCGAGGGUGUAGAGAGUGAAUCCAAGGUUGAAAGUUUUGACUCAGGGGUGAGCUCCUCCAUCAGCACUGAGCCAGAUGCUAUGGAGCAGCAGCCGUACCUGACGGUCUUUGGCCGAGAUGGGAGCGGGGACGGGCACCAAGGUGAAGGAAUUCCAGUACAGAUAGAGGUCAAUGACUCGUCCCCAGAGCAAGUGCACGAGUCAGAGGACGGGGACACAUCCCACAGCACUAGUGACAGUAGCAUGAUGCAGCCCCUGCCAAACUCAGUCAUGUCCCAGGCCCUGCAAAAUGCCCCGCCCUACAUGCGCCAGGCAGAAUCACACACCAGCAAUCUGAGGAUGACCGUGACCAGCAAUUCCCAAGUGAUGGGCACUGCUGGAAGCACCUUCCUGCCCACACUCUUUCCUACACAGACGGCUAGAGACAACAAGCCUUUGUUUUUCCUUCCCGGCCAGCAGCAGACACAGUUUGUGGCAGUGCCACCUCCUGCAAUGCCAUCAUUCCCAAACGCCAUGUCGGUACAGCAAGUGGCCGUUCAACAGCAACAGGCUGCAAUAUUGGGUCAGGGGGAAAAGAAGCCCUAUGAAUGCACUCUCUGCAGUAAAACCUUUACUGCAAAACAGAACUACGUCAAACACAUGUUUGUCCAUACUGGUGAGAAACCUCAUCAGUGCAGCAUCUGCUGGCGCUCAUUCUCCCUGAAGGAUUACUUAAUCAAACACAUGGUGACACACACAGGGGUGCGGGCCUACCAGUGCAGCAUCUGCAACAAGCGCUUCACCCAGAAGAGUUCUCUCAAUGUCCACAUGCGGCUGCACCGGGGAGAGAAGUCCUACGAGUGCUACAUCUGCAAGAAGAAGUUUUCACACAAGACCCUGCUGGAGAGGCACAUGGCCCUGCACAGCACAGGCAGCUCCAUCACGGGGCUGUCGGGGAGCGUAUCCACCCCGGGCCCCGUCUCCAUCCCCAUGCCUAUGGCUGUCCCUGAGCCUGGAGCUGGAGUGGUGGCCCUCGCCAUGCCAGUGAGUGGAGGUGCUGGAGUAGGGGCCGGGGUUGGAACAGGAGUGGGUGUUGCUGCAGAAGCGAGCUGCCAAGAAGGGACCACCUACGUGUGCUCCGUCUGCCCUGCCAAGUUCGACCAAAUUGAGCACUUCAAUGACCACAUGCGAAUGCAUGUCUCCGAUGGAUAAGUACAAAUAGAUAAACUUCUUUCAAAAAGAAUGACAAAUAAAAUGGCACUAGAUUUUCCUUUUCUUAUUUUGAGGUAUGAAGAGUAAUGAGUAUAGACACUGGCACAUUAAGUUUCCCAAAAAAGAUUUUUUUUUGUUAUUCUAAAAGAAAAAAAAGAUGGUGGCCUUAAGGCUUAGUAGUUUGAUAUUGAUCUACUGGAUGGAUCCUAACUACAGGCCUCUAAAUGUAUGCUUUCCUAAAAUACUGAUUUAUGUGUUGAACACUACCGAAAGGCCUACGAAAGAAACACAUACACACAAACACACCUUUAGUGUAGAUCUGUCUGAGUGAAUAUACAUGUGCAUUUAUGUUUGAGCGUUUGUGUAUUUGCAUGUGUCUGUCCAAGUGUGUGCGUGUGUGUGUGUUUGUGUGUGUGUGUGUGUGUGUGUGUGUGUGUGUGUACAUUGCCAUGAGACCUCUAUCAUGGCAGUCGUGAACCCAUACUGACCAGUUUGGAAACUAAAGAUGUCCAAGCUUACUGUGGUAUAAUUUACAACAACAAUAACAAAAAGAAAUUGUCUGGGGUUGGGCUAAAUAUUCCCUCUAAGAAUACUGAUGGUCACAAUAUUGCCUUCUUAUGUAAAAUAAAAAAAGGAGAGUAGUUAAUUUGACACUGGGUUUUAUUUAUUCCUAUGGUAUUAAGGGAUUAUAAUGCAGCUGUUGUCAAGGUACCAAUUUCAAUCAUUUUACUGAAAUGUAAACUCGCUGUCUACGGCGACAGAGACAAAUAUUUCUCAUAUGUUUUGUAAUUGUUGUCCAUGCAUUCUGAUGGUUUACUAAAUUAAGGUGUGUUGACGAGACAGUAUUUGAGCAAAAACAUGUUUCUUUUUUUCUGAAGUUUGGAGUUUAACUCAUUUGCAUACACUGCCACUAAUAUCUUAAAAGACUGUUAAGGCUAGUAGACCUCUUCCAUUUCAGAACAUGAGAAAAAAAGAAAGAUUCUUUUGCUGGUGGUUUUUAAAGCCUUUUACAAUCACAGUUAUGGCAGGCUGGAAUAUGCGACUAAACUCUCUCCUUCGUAAUUGCUGCUCCUCAACUUGCACCUGACUGUUAUGGGAUGUAGAUUCAACAAAAAACUAAAAAUAAUUUGUCACUUAAACUAAUUGUUUUUCAGUAGCCUACAUGGUUUUGAUUUGAUAAUUCAAUUCGAUUUCUGGGGGGAGGGCAGGUUCAGGCAAAUUGUUGAUUGGAACAGUGUUUAAAAGGAGGGAUUUCAUUGACUAAAAUUUAAAUUGGGAAUAAAAGCCCCUGUGUACACUGUUCUUUAACAUUGCAAGGCCAUUUCUGCAGGUGGGAGCCAAGUGCAUUACUCAUUAUGCGCUGGCUCCCCCUGAAGGCUCGAAUGGCAUUCCACGCUUUGAAAGGAAAUACAGUAUCAAAGCAAAACGAGUAGCUCCACUGAUCGAUCUGACACCGUCUCCUGAUAUACCGCAAGUCGCAGAUGGAUUUUCUAGACAAUAGUAUACAUUCCUGAUUUUUCUAAACACACAGACACAGCAUGUACAGAAGAGAUUUGGAAGCUAGUGUGCACAAGUUGUCAUCCAUGUAUCACAUCACUUAAGGCUCAUUUCUGACAUUUGGAAUUGUUUUGUAUUGCUCUGUAUCCAAAUUAGGACACACACACACACACACACACACACACAUGCAACCGCCUGCAACUGCAACCUGAAGGAUUUGUUCAUCUAUGUGAGCAAACACUUUUCGUAGUUGUGUCGCUCAAAAGAAUAACUGCAUACAGCGGUCUUAUGAAGACCAGCUGUUUUUUCAAAAAAACAAAGUGCUAGUUUGCACAUUUUCUUAAAAUGCCUGUGCUUAAUAUUUAAUCAUUUUCCUUAUAUGAACUUCUAUGAUUUUUCUUUUAUUCAAUUUCAAAGGAAAAAAAAUCAUUUUUUUAAAUCUUGAUAAGUGGACUGCAUUAUUUUCUUGCAUAUAUGUUGCACUGCUUAAACCAAUAAGUGCACUACUGUUAACAGAGAUAUUAUAGUUUUAGAAAAGAGGAUUUUUUUUAAUCUAACAUUUGGUUGUAGAGUUCACAUGUAGUAGAAUAGCUUUGUUUCAAUUUAUUCAUUAAGUAAUUCAGCGGUUCUUGGCUUUUGUUAUUUGCUUGCACUUACCUACAGUUUAAGUAUACUCGUGUCGUGUUAAUGCAAGCUUUUAUUUUAAUUUAAAUCUGUACCAUUAUGUGUGCUGCAUCUACGUUUAACCUUUGUAUUCAUUCUUUUUACGGAGUCAGUUCCCGACUAUUCAGUUGCAUUUCUUUAGACACACAACAGAAUUUUCCUGCGUGAACAUCCAAGCCAAACAACAUUAACAGUAAAACAACAAGUAAUAAUAAACACAGCUCCCGUCCAACUCCGUUGCCGGAGGUAAUCAUAGUGACUAUUAUUAUAUUAUUAAGGAUAACACAUUUAUAAUGUGUGUGUGUGUGUAACAUAAAUGAUAUGUGUGUCCGAGAACAACUUUCUGUGGGUUUAAAGGUGUGUGAAGGUGAUGGAAUGCAGCUUCUUUGAUAUCUGUCUGUCACUUGUACACAGUUGUGUCCCUUCCUUAGUGUUUGUGUGUCUGUGAGUGUCUGUGAGUGGUAUUUAGCCUAAUCAACUGUUGAUAAGUGGAAUAUCUGAACUGUAGGGCUUCCUUUGCAAUAUGCAGCACAGGUACUACGAGACGCAGCUCUCCAAACCUUUUGGGCUUCAUGCAGGCACCUGCCACAUUUGUUCUGAGAUCUGACUAAAGCCGAGGUCAAGUGCUGUUGACUUUAUUGUUUGGAGAAGCUAUGUCAAGCAUUUUGAUGCUAGAUUUUCCGAUCCCUGUGUAGUCGUGUGUGACGUGAGGUUAGGUGAUGAGCAUGGGGAGAGAUUCUGUUUUGGGCUUUUUUUCCCCUAGAAUAACAAAAAAAGUGAAUGAGAAACACAGUGGAAAAGCGUGAGGCCAUGGUCCUCAGUAAAGUAGCACAUUAUUUAACAUUUGAUUGGGCCUGUCUCUUACGGUGUGCAUAUAAGCCUAAAAUGUAUGGUCUCUGUUUGUAGCUGUUGUUGCCAGGAGGGCAAUAUUGCUGCAUGCUAGUGCUAUAUUUGUCUCUACACAGCACGUGGAGGGUAAUCUCAUGCCUUAACAGACAAUGCACUAAAUAGAAUAUGUAAGCAACUGCCGACAUCUCUUUCCAACAGUAUUGCCACAUGUUUGGCACACAGCUCAUGAUGUUGGUGUCCGUCGUCCGUUCAGUACCAAGUUAAACACUGCCAAUCCAGCACCAUCACUUCUUCGAAAGCAAAGGCAGACAGUUUAGUUCAAUUGUGUCAGUGUAACGUGUGUAUUCAGUAAUCUAGCAUUCCUCCAUGGCACCGAAAAUUUUACAUAUUUUGUGUAAACACAUAUAUCAAAUGCACUAUUGACUGUAGCUAGAUGAGUACAACCAGCUUUGUGGUAUCAUUGGUCUAAAGAGUAGGUAACGUAGCUCGAUGUUGGUUUUUGAAAUAUUUGAUUUCACGAUUACACUAUCAAUCAUUUCACUCUCUUCUUUUUUUUUUCUUUUUCUUUUUAGAAUAACAAAAGUAGCCAAUUCUCAACGUUAUGUGGAUGAGGGCUAUGGAUCUGUCCCAUCGUCAGUUGACGUCUUGUAUCAUAAGGUGUUUGAUAGCAGUCCAGGCUCGGAAGGGGGAGUGACUUCAUCCCUCCAGUGUGUCAUAACGUUUCUAUAGCAUACCCCCGGCUUCUUUCCUUCCCCCUGUUGCAUUUUGCAUCACAUGCUCUUCACUGUCCAUAGUUAUAUAUUCCUUCUUCUGCUUCAGCUACUCGUGGUGGUGCUUAAUUCUCUUUUCUCAGUGUUGCAAUCAAGUCGGCUCAGGGUUGUCGAGGGGUUGCAACAUUAUCCCGAAUAAUAAGUCCUUAUCUCAAUCGUGCUUCUUCUAGUUGUUAGUUUUUUGAAGAGAAAAAAAAUAAGCCUAGACUUUAUGUUUGCAGAGUGUGCGCAUAUUUUCCAGAACAAAACAUAUUGAAACGUAGAAAAUAGCCUUGAGCCUGCAGCUGUUUGUACUGUGUUUCAAAUAUAUUACUGUUCAUGUUUUGUUUAUCUUAGUGUAGAGACAUAGGGUCUACAGUACAUUGUUGUCCUUCUUGCAGUAUGUUUAAUUCAUCGUAAUACUUCUGUUUUCUUUCAGACUUCCUCCUGCUUUUUUCUGGUGAUCAUAGUGGUGUUGUUUAUACAUACAUAGCUUCACGCGACUGGAUAAAGGUUAGUCAGUUAUCGAGUCAUUUUUCACAUUGUACUAUAUAUAUAAAUAUAUACAUAUGCAUAUAUACUUUGCAUUGAGAUGAAAACAAGGAAAUGGGAGAUACUAAUGGUGAGGGUCAUGUUGAGUAAGGAACAGGUUCAUUUUAUUCUGAUAAGCAUGUGUCUGUCUUCCUGUUUGUCUUUCAGUCCGUCUCCACACAUUCAAAGUCAGAUUUUUUAUUUUGUUUUUGUUUUAUUUUUGAAGCAUGAAUAAAGUCUAGGAGUAGAAAACAGAAAACACAUGAAACCGCUCAGAUAAAUACUUAACUGCAUUCUUUGUCCUUCCACAGUACACAUACGAAUGAAAUAGAUAACGUCUUACAAAUAUACUAUAUAUAUAUUUAAAUAUCACCAUCACCACACAGAUAACGAAUACAUUUUCAGAGAGUUUGAUAAAGACAUAAUUGCAGCGAGAGUAUACAGUAACCUUGUGGGAUAUAGGGAAUAUGCCUAUCAAGUGCCUAUCAGUACAUACAGCAACUAUACAGAAAUAUUCAUAGUUUUUCUCUCCUUCAUUGCACAGAUACAGUAUAUACACAAUGGUCUAUGAAAAAUAUACUAUUUAUACUAUUACUGCUAAAACCUGCUGGUUGUGAGUGCAUCCUAAGAGAACCCUUUAAAAUACCUGAAAUCGUCUAUAGAUAUACAGUAAAAGGCUACAUCUGCAAGCUUUAUUUUUUAUCGUACAUUUAUACAGUCUGGAGGAUUCAAAGAUAUCAAAUGCAAUCAUGCUGUCUCGUUUAACUGAACCAAAAAUGGAUUUUAAAAAUAUACAUUUACGGGGAUAAUAUAGUAAUUGAUGAUUAAUAUAUGAACUCUUGACCAUUUUCUUCUUUCACGUUACUCUCUCUCAUUGAUAUUAGGGUUUUUAUUUUUAUUUUGAGUGUUUCAUCACUUGCAAACAAGCCAUAAACUGAACUGUACCGUACUGUACUGUAUGUUUGGGGGGGAGGGCAGGGCAGUGGCACUUUGUGAACAGCAGAGGGAGCCACACAUCAGCUGGAAAAGGUCAAGUUAACUCACCGCGUGCCACAAGGAACCAAAAUCCACACCUAUCUGGGGAUAUUUGGGAAUCUUGUCGUGGUAAUUGCUGUAACUAAAUCCAUAAACAUGGCAGCAGUCUGAUUGCUGGUGUCAAAGUACGCCACGUUGACCUUGAUGACGGGGCCCCUCCACAUGCAAGCCGCUGCCCAACUUCCCCACAACGACCAUUAAAGUUUUUAUCUUAUCUGAAAGCCUUGAAUUUUUACGCGCAGCUUGAAAUCGUAAAGGGCAAGCAACAGGCAACGGGAAAGAAGAAACUGGUCAUUAAAACUUUAAGCUAGAUUUUUUAUAACCAAUACUUGGGAGGCAAAAUGAGAUUACAAAUUAGAAAGUUCUGGCUACACAUGAACACACGGAAUUCAAAGGUAUUUUUAUAAGUGGCCCGUGUAAUGACAUGAAAACAAAACUGAAAGGAAAUAUGGUUGAAGAAGAAAAAAGAAAAACAUAAAUCAAGUUUCAGGGCUGCGAGAUAAAAAGAUUUUGGGACGGUUUAUUAUUCUAUCCCCUGUGGACUAAUUACCACAGUUUUUCUCUCUAACCUUCUCCAGCCUAGUUACUGUGCCAAAUUAAGAAAAAAAAAAAGGACCACUUUUUUAUUUAUAUCACUAUUGUUAAAUUGGGCACGAGAGCCAAGCACAAAAAGGAAAAUUUAAAAUAUAUAUAUAUAUAUAUAUAUAUAUAUAUAUAAAGUAAAAUAAAUCUGUAAACCUUGAUCAAACAAUUUAUUAUAAUGAAAUAAUCAUCAGACUUAAAGUGAUUGCCCUCAUUUUGAAUCUUUAAAUCCUCCAUAAUAAAUAGCCUAGUGUUCAAGUAAAUAGGAGAAAAGAGCUAUGGUUAACAAAUACACAUUUCGACGGCUUAGUUUCAUAGACGUGUAAUGUUCAUAUGAAGCGCAAAUAAUGUAGGCAAUGUGAUAUAGCUAGUCCCUGUCAUCCAACUGUCACACACACUCAAACAGGUGUCUUUUCAGAUUUAACCGAUUUUCGUUUUUCAGCUUUACAGCUAAGCAGAUUUUUUAAAGUGCGACACAGCUAAACUAAGCUAAAACAACAUCCAGAGUAUAUUCACUAUGAUGCUUUCUCUCCGAACAUGCAGUUAUUACACUACCCUGGUGAGGUUUUCAGUAAAAACAUCAUCGUCAUCAGGUAAACCAGCAUCUAUCAGUCCAAAUGAAGCAUGCAGUCCUGUCUAAACAGCUUUUUCCUCCUGUCGGGGAGAACUUUGUUUUUUCGACGGAGCACAAUCUCUAUUUGAAUGGUUCGGUAUCGUUUCCUUGGUUAUUUUCUUUUGCGUUCCCUCUCGCCUUCGUCUUUAAGGCUCAGUCCAGCUUGAAGAGACACUUAGCGUUUCAAACGUGUGCAGCAGCAGCAGCAGCAGCAGCAGCAGUAUAUACAUAAAAAAAAAACAAAAAAAAAACAUGCAUUCCUGUUCAAGUCCAGAACAUUCCUACUCCUAGUCUGGCAAUUCAUUUUCCACACUUAACCAACCUAAUAUGUCAAGACAAUUCAAGAUUCCCAGCGCUUUCCCAUAUCACAUUUGAUCACGUAGUAGCAAACAUUGCCCAUCACAUUUAAGUUCAUAUUUCCCUCUAAUAGAUCACUGUCUUUUCAAAUAAAAUCUCAUCUCAAGUCAAAAUUCUGCCACGAGAUCGCAAACCUUAUAAGCUUCUAGUCCAGUUUCUACUUUGGUGGACUGGUUCUAAACACAACGUGCACUAUGCUAUCACUCUGUGUAGGUCGAGUAGUCCAGGCUCCACGAUGUUGACUCAGCCGACACGUGAAGUCGGUCAUAACGGACGUGCAGACUUAAAGAAAGAAACAAAAUCAUCACUGUAAUGAUCCUACACGGCCGGUGGCGGUGGUAGUUUGUAGAGAAACGGGGGCCAUGCUUAUCAUUAGGAGUCAAAUGAGAAAAUAAAUUCAAUCUGUGCUAGACAAUGUUUGUUUUCGACAAACCAAAGAAGGGUAAAUAAAGAUAAUUUAAUUUUUAUGGAGAAACUAACCUUUAUUUUCUAUAUGUUUGUUGGGGUGGGGGUGGGGGGGCUGCUCGGCAAUUGUUUUAUGGUUUUCUUUUGUUCUUCUUCUCAUGGCAGGGUGCUCGUCUGUGUUUGGUCACUUGAUCGGUUGUUGUGGUCGGGUUCAUUUGCCUCCUGUAGACCAAAAUAGUUUUUUUUUAUAAGACAUGCAACAAAACAUUAAAAAAAUUUAAAAAAAAUGAAUCGGACGCAGUAGCUGUGAUGUUAAACGAUUGCAUGUUGAAACAAGAUUGUAAGUGUUGCAUCGUUCCUCUGACGAAACACAAUAACCCUCAGUAAUCAUUGUCGUGUCUUCUACACACACACACUCAGCUUACGAGUGUUCACGUUCACAUUAGAUUCUGUCUGGAUAGUUUGUCUGACCUUUUUUUUGUUGUUGUUGUCGUCAUCGUUUUUUUUCAAAUAUUGGCACUGUCUAAUAUUUUAAGCCUGUCCCUAAAAUACUAAUCUGACAUUGUGACUUUAGAGUAUAUUUAGCCAUUUAUACUUGAGAUGGACCAAGAUGUUAAGUUUGCACAUAUUUGUAGGUUGUUUAUUAAGCCAAAAAAAAAAAAAAAAAAAACACCAAGGAAAGAGAAGAACAAUCGUCAUGAUAAGAAUUCAUAACUUUCAGUCGCAUCAAUUCAAAGUCCAAUGUACCUGAGGUGCUGCGAGCACGUCUUCGUCUUUAACGUUCACAGCCGGUCGUCACGUCAUGAUGAAAAUGAAUUGAACUCGAACGUCACAAUCUGGCCCAAAUAUUUCAGGAAGUGAUGAUCUAUUUUUCUAAUAAUAACAACACAUCACUUGUAAGCAGAAUGUAAAGACAAUUCAGCUUUAGGUUUCCUUCUAAGGUCUUAUUCUUGGUGAAUCUGCUGUAAAGGCUUCAUCCUGUGUGUUUAAAAUAGGAAAUACGAUUACUGUAAAUUCAUGCAAUGUAUUUUUUUUGCUUCACCUGGGACGAAGACAGAAUUGCUCCAAUAUUAGACAUUUCAAAUCCGUAACCACACGUCGCACUAAUAUAUAUAAAGAAGUAUAUUUUCAUCUGGCUUUCAGGCUUUUUGCAGCCAUAUCUUGUACGUAGUUGCUUUUUGUAAACAUGCACUUGAGUUGAACUUUAUAAAUGUGUAUAUUUUGUUAGGCUGGUUCUUGUUUUUGCCCCCAUUUAGCUCGAUAUUUCCCUGAUUUCCCUUAAAGAAAAUACUUCUCCUAUAGAGUUUUGAACUUGGCAGAAGUGGAGCUGUUGUAGUAAAAGGUAGUUAACAUCACAACUAAGCAACCCUGAAAUAUAUGCUGCAGUUACGUGUUUUCAGUUUGUUUUUGAUAAUAAUAAUAAUUUAUGCUCCAAGUUGGUUUGUAUUUUAUUAUUAUUAUAUUAUGAUUAUUAUAUUAUGAUUAUUAUUAAUGUUGUAAUGAAACAAGCUUGUUUGAAAUGUAUUGACUGCUGUUUUGAAAUAGGGGAUAGAGUCUUUUCUUAUGUGUGUGCAAGAACGUUUUUUUUUUUUUUUUUUUUUUUUAUCAAAUGAUUUGUCAAACACUGGACUGGAGCAAGUUUUCCAACAUUUCCAAGUUGAGAGAUGUAUUUGACAGACAUAGCUGCACAGACCCCCCCCCCCCCCCCCCCCCCGGCCGUACAGGGGUCAACCCAACAUGGCCGCCAUCCUCCCAUUUAAAAACAGGAGUCAUUUAGACGUGAGACAUUUUUCGACAUUUCCUUUGUGCUGGUUAAUUGCAUUUGUUGUGUGAUGGGUUACAUGUAAUGGAAAGUAUUUAUUAGGGUCCUACUUCCAAAUUAUUGCAUUGCAUUGAUUUUUGUUUUUCUGAGGAAGAGAGAGAGAGCUCACUUAAAUAUUGUGGAAGACCUUGUAAAGGGACACGGCACGAGAGCGAUGUGGCUCUCGAGUUCACCUGCAUGUUCUUACCACGGUCGAGCAGAUAUGACUCAUGACACCAAGCACCACUUCUCAAACCAGAAAAGAGAUUUGCACUAGACUUAUUUUGGUCUUCUAUCUAAAGCAAUAUAAUUCACUCAACACAUUUUGAAUCCAUAGUAUCUGACGUUCGUCUGCCCACGGUGGGAAUGCUGAGUAAAUGGUGAUAUUUGACCAAGUUUUUAUUUAUUAUUUUGUAUUCAAAGGUACAGAAUUGGUUGCCUUUUAGACAAAUGCACACGACAUCCACAUACUGUUCGUAGCAGUUCUUUCUCUCACCCAGCAGUACCCUGAGUAUUGGUGUCUAGGUUGGAGGGGCAUUCAAACUGUGGUUUCCUCCUACGAUUGUUUUUGGACAAAUCAAGCAGCGUCUACAGAUCUGAAGUUGGGAACAGGGGGACGUAUGAGGGAAGGAAUCAUUUCCCAUGAGUCACCUGUCGAAUUUGUCUCCAUCACACAGCCGACCACUCGUUCAAAGACGCAACACAAAUACCAAAAGAUGAGCCCAGCUGUCCACUGUCGUGCACACCUUCCCCCUUAAAAACACUCGUCUCCGCAUAGGGAGUGCUUUUCAUCCGGCACGUCACACAAACAAAAAAAAAAAAUGCUUUAAAGUUGAAACGACAUUGAAAUACUUUUUCGAGAAAAAAAUGGAAAAAAAACUCCAAAUGCACCUUUUGUCAUUUCCACAUCGCAUCAUUUGGCGGCGUAUGUAGAGAACCUGUGUCCACCACAAUGUAUCAUCCUUCAUCCUUUUUCAAACGAGGCCACUCACGGCAGCGUCACGUCCCGGCCUUGGCGUCGUUCAUUUUGUUGAUGGAUAAGUGUAAAUUUUUCAAUAAUUCACAAACAGCAAAACUUCACCAUUUUAUCUGGAUGUAGUGGCUUUUCCUGUUUUUCACCGCGUUGUGGUGUUGUUGAAAGAUGUUGCGGUUUGUCUAAAUAUGUUGCGUGUUAGAGGAAGCAUAAGUAUGUGCCUUCUUGUAAUCUCCUUGGUGAGCUCGUUAUUAUUGAGAAGCUGAAGCCAGCCAAUUGUGUUUGCACUAAAACCAAAUUGCUUUUGUGAUGUAGACUAUUUAAGCAAGCUUGUUGCGUCACUUUAACCGUACAGUAUGCAUGAGGGUGAAAUUGGUAAGUCUAGGGCUAGAGCUCUCAUCUGUUGACCUGUAAACCAGUGCAGCUUAGAGGAUCUUGUGAAUAUAUCUUGGCUUAGUUUUGCAUUCAGUUUUCUAUUCCAUCUCCUUACUCAUCAAGUUUGUCACAAUUUCAACAGUUUAAAAACGGAAAAAAAAAAAUUAAAAAAAAAAAAUCGAAAAACAUAAAAAAUCAAAUAACACAUACCAUAAAUACAAUACAGCUUUUACUUUCACAUGCCACAGUUAGAGACUUACACAACUGCAGUAGAGACGUUCAUUUCUCUGAAUCCAUGGGAGCGCAUGAGUAUAAGGGGUCGCCUCAAGACUAUUGGUCAAAUUAAUUUAGGUUGUUUUUGACAAUACAAAUUUGUAUUUAUUACAUACUUCGUUGACAUCUGAGAAAGGCCUACAUGCUUUGAGUUUUACAAAUGCACCUUAUUCAUGUCAGUCCAUGUGGGGAAAAAAAAAUAAAGAAAAAAGGCUGGCAACGUAAUAUCUCUGAUUUAGCACCUUACUACACAGCAUGUUUUCACUUUAUGCCAGUUUAACUAUUCUUCCAUAUGUAUGAUUUCAGAAAUAAAUCUCAUAUUUUGUGAAAUUGUUUCAUGGGAUGUGCCAAAGUUUGGAGGCGAUCUCCCAAGUGUUUAUGCUUAUCAUUUUCUUUUUUUUCCUCCUUCAGUAAUAGCAAUGGUAUGUUUCCUAUAGCAGUGUGUGGAAUCAAUUUAUCUCAGCAAACAGUAUCAUUACUUGCCAUUUUACAAUAAGCCCUGUAUUUCACAUAUAUUUACCAGUGAUGUGUAUUUGUUAUUAUAAAGAAAAUAGCCGUAAAAGCUUCAUUAUGUUACAUAAUAUUGUGACUUUUUUCGAAAAACUGUGAAGACUUAUCUUGCAUAUACUUUAUACAGAAGUAUUAAGCCUUAAUACAAAAGACUAAAAAAAGUGUGGAAGAAUAAACUGAUUGUUGCUAAGUAAGGAUGAUUUUUGUAAAUGUUACCAGCACUUUUUUUGUAAUUUUCACUCUCUGAGGUAUUGUACAAGUUCAAGCUGUUUGUGAAGUUUGAUUAUGAAGGAAUAAAAACUAGUACUUUCCUGUACUUCACAGAAA